AUGUUGACAGUUAAAGAUUUUCUUGGUGAUUGUAUGUUAAUCGUUACUGUACAUCCACAUACUGAUAAAGAGAUUUGUUCAAAAAUAAAGCAAAGACUUGUCGAGAAAUUUCUUCAUCCUCUAAAUCCUGAAGAUCUUUUACCUGAUUGUAAUGUUACUUCUAUAUUUUGGCAAGAACAAGUUAAUUCUAGUGAUGAUAAAAAUUAUGAACAUUUGGCAGGUUUGGAGGAAAAAAAUUUUUGGAUAAUAAACAGCAAGACAAUUCACUGA
Messenger RNA from Meloidogyne enterolobii, 270 nucleotides. The record is from the annotation of a GenBank genome assembly. Lineage: Eukaryota; Metazoa; Nematoda; Chromadorea; Rhabditida; Meloidogynidae.